Molecule: messenger RNA, 636 nt
Organism: Engraulis encrasicolus (European anchovy)
Lineage: Eukaryota; Metazoa; Chordata; Actinopteri; Clupeiformes; Engraulidae
Product: histone H3
Exons: 1
Coding region: 139-549 (136 amino acids)
Cellular component (GO): nucleosome
Molecular function (GO): DNA binding; protein heterodimerization activity; structural constituent of chromatin
Source: RefSeq, a predicted model, not a curated record
UUAGGCGCCAUUAGGGUGUAAUCCAAUCAGAGGGAACUGGUGAGGGCACGUCAUUGGAGACAAGUCUCGGCUGUAGCGCUUAAAUAGCACGCGCUUGGUAUUCAUCUUUACAUUCGUCCCUUCCAACGAAGCUCAACAAUGGCAAGAACCAAGCAAACUGCCCGCAAGUCCACCGGUGGCAAGGCCCCGAGGAAGCAGCUCGCCACCAAGGCAGCGCGUAAAAGCGCACCGGCUACCGGCGGCGUGAAGAAGCCUCACCGUUACAGGCCAGGAACAGUGGCUCUGAGAGAGAUCCGUCGCUACCAGAAAUCCACUGAGCUGCUGAUCCGCAAGCUGCCCUUCCAGCGUCUGGUCAGGGAAAUCGCUCAGGAUUUCAAGACCGACCUGCGCUUCCAGAGCUCUGCUGUCAUGGCUCUGCAGGAGGCUAGCGAGGCUUACCUGGUUGGUCUGUUCGAGGACACCAACCUGUGCGCCAUCCACGCCAAGAGAGUGACCAUCAUGCCCAAGGACAUCCAGCUGGCUCGUCGUAUCCGCGGAGAGCGUGCUUAAGUCUUUCCCCUGAAACCAACAACGGCUCUUUUAAGAGCCACCCACACCUUCCUAUGAAAGCAUUGUUUCUACCCAGCCAGUCGCAGU